Dichotomopilus funicola is the source of this 1638-nucleotide messenger RNA. Its product is annotated as Pisatin demethylase. Bases 1 to 1638 code for a protein of 545 amino acids. The transcript is spliced from 4 exons. Lineage: Eukaryota; Fungi; Ascomycota; Sordariomycetes; Sordariales; Chaetomiaceae. The record is from RefSeq and is a predicted model, not a curated record. Gene Ontology annotation, molecular function: iron ion binding; heme binding; monooxygenase activity.
AUGGCGAAGCUCAUCACAGACCUCCCCUCCCAGCUCCCCAACCUCACCCCCCUCUCCUGGAUCCUCACGCUAACCGGCCUCAUAUUCACCACCUACGUCAUCUCAUCAAUCACCGCCUGGUACCGCCUCCGGCACUUCCCAGGUCCCCCGCUCGCUUCCUUCUCCUACCUCUGGAUCGUCCGCGUCUGCGCUAGCGGCCGCAUGGCCGAUAUCUUCGCCCAAACCGAAGCUUACUACAGUGACAGCCAUGCGGAGGAACAGAAGGGGCAGAAGGGCGCGUAUAAUGACGGGCAAAGACACAGUGUAUCACCCUCGACCAUCCGCAUCGGUCCCAACGAGCUGCUCACCAGCGACCCGGACGUCAUCCGCCGCACGUCGGCCGCCCGCUCGCGGUAUACCCGGUCCACAUGGUACAAACUCAACACCGCCGAUCCCUAUGCCGACGCCAUGUUUAACACGCUCGACACGACCACUCACGAUCGGAUCAAAGCACAAACGGCGCCCGGGUAUGCAGGCCGGGAUAACCCGGGCCUCGAGCGGGAGGUGGAUGGGAUGAUUGGAGUGUUGGUGGAUAAAAUUCGGAAUCAGUACGCGGCUGCGUCGCUUGGGGAGAAUGGGGGCGAGACGAAGAAGCCGUGGUUGGAUUUGGGGUGUAUGACGCAGUUUUUUACGCUCGACUCGAUCUCCAAGGUGGCGUUUGGCGAGGAGUUUGGGAUGAUGGAGUCGGAGCGGGACGUCAAUGGGAUUGUGGCCGUGGUUCGGGAUACCGCGUUGGCGAUUACCGUGGUCUCGGUGGUCCCGUAUCUGCGGACUAUUUUCACGUCUCGGUUUGUGCUGGGCUUGAUCGGGCCGUCGGUCAAAGACAAAAAGGGGCUGGGUACCAUGAUGCGUACCGGUAGGAUAAUCGUUGGGAAAAGGUUCGCUCAGGCGGAUGCCAAAGAUGAACAAGAUAUGCUGGGCUCGUUUAUGCGCCACGGCCUGACACAACGUCAGUGUGAGAUGGAAGCGCUGUUCCAAAUUGUGGCUGGCUCCGACACUACCGCCACCACCAUUCGCUGCACGAUGCUGUACCUCAUGACCACUCCGCGGGCGUACACUCGGCUCCAAGCUGAGAUUGACGAAGGCAUCCGAGCGGGCCGUAUCUCAAGCCCUAUCGCCAAUGCCGAGGCCAACGCCAUGCCAUACCUACAAGCCGUCAUCAUCGAGUCUCUCCGCAUCUUCUCACCUUUCACGGGCUUGCCCUUCAAAGUGGUCCCGCCCGAAGGGGACAUCAUCGACGGCAAACCGGUGCCCGGCGGCACACUCGUCGCGCCCAACUUCUGGACCACGGGCCAAAACCGAGUCCUCUUUGGCUCGGACGCCGACGUAUUCCGUCCGGAACGCUGGCUCCAGGUGGACGCAACACAGAAGGCCGAGAUGCGGCGUGUGGCUGAACUCGCCUUUGGGUAUGGACGAUGGGGCUGUGCUGGCAAAAUGAUUGCCUUUUUGGAAUUGAACAAGGUGUUUGUCGAGCUCCUUCGCCGGUUUGACUUCCAGCUGGUCAACCCCUCACGGCCGUGGAAGAGCGCCAACUUCAACCUCUUCUUCCAAACCGAGAUGUGGGUGUCCGUAGUGCUGAGAGAGGGUGUGGAGAAGUAG